Anarrhichthys ocellatus (wolf-eel) is the source of this 393-nucleotide messenger RNA. RefSeq names its product proteasome subunit beta type-6-like. Lineage: Eukaryota; Metazoa; Chordata; Actinopteri; Perciformes; Anarhichadidae. Gene Ontology annotation, cellular component: proteasome core complex; cytoplasm. Gene Ontology annotation, molecular function: threonine-type endopeptidase activity. The record is from RefSeq and is a predicted model, not a curated record. The annotation marks the transcript as partial. The transcript is spliced from 3 exons.
ACUACAGGCUGGGACCGCAGGAAGGGGGGGCAGGUGUACUGCGUUCCUAUUGGUGGGAUGCUGGUGAGGCAGCCCGUGUCAGUGGGCGGCAGCGGCAGCUCGUACAUCUACGGCUUCAUGGACUCAAACUACAAACUCAGUAUGACCAAAGACCAGUGUCUGGAGCUCACCGCCUCAGCACUGUCUCUGGCGAUGGAGAGAGACGGGUCCAGCGGUGGAGUGGUGAGACUGGCCAGCAUCUCUGAGGAGGGAGUGGAGAGACGGGUCCUACUGGGAGACCAGCUGCCCAAGUUCUCUACUCACUAGAGACACACACACACACACUACACACUGAGGACACACACACACGGAGCUGUGGUCACGUUUUGUUGUCAAUAAAGUUUACAGUCCGUC